Molecule: messenger RNA, 1155 nt
Organism: Didymodactylos carnosus
Lineage: Eukaryota; Metazoa; Rotifera; Eurotatoria; Philodinida; Philodinidae
Source: the annotation of a GenBank genome assembly
AUGGAAAAUGUGGUUGUAUAUAAUGCUGAAUAUGGUUGCCCAAAAUGUUUUGCAAGUGGUAAAAUACAUGAUGGUGAGCGUGGGUUUGGAAAGAAGAAGAAAACAUUCAACAUUAGAAUAUUCCCAUACGAAGAUUUUGAAGAACGAGUACAAGAAGAAUGUUUAAAAACUGUCAAAGAUAUUGAGUUUAAGAAAAAAACAUCACCUUAUUAUGGACAUUACGGGCGGUGUCCGUUAACGAGACUUCGUUUUUUCAAAUAUGGUUCAUCGUUCUUAACCGAUUCGUUACAUACAAUCUAUGGGGGAGUAUUUAAAAAAAUUUGUUUAUUAUUGUUUGAUAACAAACAUAAAAAAGAUAAAUGCUCUCAGUACAAAAAAGUUAAAGAUAUAGAUGAUUUAUUACACACCGUACGAAUACCAUCAACAACAUCUCGUCGUUAUCGUACACUUGCUAAGAUUAAAAAAUUUAAAGCAAGCGGAUAUCGAUGUCUAUUUCAUUUUGGUAUUAGCACCAUAUUACAAUUUAUUAAAGAUCCAAUGUUAAAACAAUUAUUAUUAACAUUAAUAACAGCUGUCAAUUUAGCUUCUAGCGAUGAAAUAACAACUGAAAAAAUUGACACAAUCGAAUUAUUAUGGAAAUAUUUCGUUCAACAAUUCCAGCACAUAUUUGGUCCAAGAUUUAUGAGUAGCAAUGUGCAUUCAAUUUUACAUCUGCAUAAUACAGUGAAAUUUAUUGGUGUUGACAGAGAUUUAAUUGCAAUGGUCCAUGGAACAACAGAGUAUGCAAAACAAAUAAUUAAAUCAUUAACAUUAUUUCGUGAUGCCAUAAUAACAAUUAGUGAGCCACGUUAUCCAUUACGUUUACGGCUUGGCCAGCUAACGGUACACCAGAGUGCGGAAGUAUGAAGCGUUAUAUGAAGUGGUAAAACUAAUCUUAUGUGAAAGAGCACACUUUAAAGUGUAGGAAAAUAAUUUUCGUUUGCUUUUGUUAGUACCUGAGCACAUGGUAAAUAUUCAAUGAACAUGUAAUCGAAACAAACCAUCCAGCAGUUUAUUUUAUGCACGCAUCUACAGAAAUAUAGAAGAAAAAGCUUCUACAAUAAACAGAACGAAAAAAAGAUGAAAUUCCGUAACGGAAUGAAAUUCCGUAGCGAC